ACCUUUCUCGCUCUCUAUCGCUGAAGCUUGAGCCAGUCGACAUGCAGAUCUUCGUGAAAACUCUAACUGGGAAGACUAUCACUCUCGAAGUCGAGAGCAGUGAUACGAUCGACAAUGUUAAGGCCAAAAUUCAGGAUAAGGAGGGAAUCCCCCCUGAUCAGCAACGAUUGAUAUUUGCCGGGAAACAGCUGGAAGAUGGUCGAACUCUUGCAGAUUACAACAUCCAGAAGGAGUCAACCCUUCACUUGGUUUUGAGGCUUAGAGGUGGAACCAUGAUCAAGGUGAAGACCCUUACUGGAAAGGAAAUUGAGAUUGAUAUUGAACCGACUGAUACCAUUGAACGGAUCAAGGAGAGAGUCGAGGAGAAAGAAGGGAUUCCCCCAGUGCAACAAAGGCUCAUUUAUGCUGGAAAGCAGCUCGCAGAUGAUAAAACUGCCAAGGACUACAACAUUGAGGGUGGCUCUGUUCUUCAUCUCGUGCUUGCUCUUAGAGGCGGUUCUCUCUGAUUUUUUUUUUCUUUUCUCGUACAUAGCAUCCAAACUAUUGAAAUUUUCAUUUUAAUCCUGUGAAGAUUUGAGUAUGUAGAUCCUAUGUUGUGUAAAAACACUUUGAGAUCUUAAAUGAAAACAGAUUAAGAGAACAUUAUGUUGCUUUAA
Molecule: messenger RNA, 656 nt
Organism: Telopea speciosissima
Lineage: Eukaryota; Viridiplantae; Streptophyta; Magnoliopsida; Proteales; Proteaceae
Product: ubiquitin-NEDD8-like protein RUB2
Exons: 3
Coding region: 42-506 (154 amino acids)
Biological process (GO): modification-dependent protein catabolic process; protein ubiquitination
Cellular component (GO): nucleus; cytoplasm
Molecular function (GO): ubiquitin protein ligase binding; protein tag activity
Source: RefSeq, a predicted model, not a curated record